Messenger RNA from Bolinopsis microptera, 4040 nucleotides. RefSeq lists its product as uncharacterized. The record is from RefSeq and is a predicted model, not a curated record. The coding region runs from base 1 to 1668 and encodes 555 amino acids. Gene Ontology annotation, biological process: regulation of DNA-templated transcription. The transcript has 4 exons. NCBI's taxonomy places the organism in Eukaryota, Metazoa, Ctenophora, Tentaculata, Lobata, Bolinopsidae. Gene Ontology annotation, molecular function: DNA-binding transcription factor activity; DNA binding.
AUGAUAGAUGGGCUGGGCUCUCCGUACGGUAACGUAAUAGAAUACUCUGUAGAAGUAACCGCUUGCUCGCUGGCGCCUCUCUGUUCUGAUUCGACCAUGAAGGGAACUGAGAACGGUGACACUACUCCUGACAUAACUCUUACCAAUGGGGACUCUGCACAUUCACCUCAAAAUGGAGAGGUAGGAGAGGAGGAGGAGGAGCUGCAGAAAGAAGUGGACAGAUUGCAAGAGGAGAAUAAGAUUCUCAAGAAGAAACAGCUACGAGACAAGAUAGAAGUGUUGCGAAGAGAGAAUUGCCGUUUAAGAGCUCAGAUUGAAGCUGACGAAGCUGCUGCAAAUGCGGAGCCGAGUAGCUCAACUAAUGGGAAUAGUGAGAAGAUUGCUAUAGUCCCUAUGGGAGAUGAAAUGAAGUCUCAGAGCUUCAUCUUCACAAGCUCUAACGGCGGUACUCUAUACAUAAAACCGCUGGACCUCUCAGCUGGGGACCUUGAGAAAAUGUCCCUGGACGGUAUCAUAGACUCCAUCGGAGAUAUGGACAACUCCUACACCUACGCCAUGGGAGGUUGGAGCAAGCCCAUCAGUCUCAAUAGUCUCUACAACAGAGAGAAACACACACAAACCAAUGGCUCCCAAACCCCGCCACAGUACGAAUAUAUAUCCCCUCAACCCUACCACGUUACUCCACCACAUUCCAGCAAGAGCAAGAAGAAUGCCAACAAUUUCCCGCCCCUCAACAAGUGUGGUACGAUGACCACGACGGAGGAUCUAGAGGCACGGCGAUUCGUUCAGGAGUUCAAAGCGCGCAGAGUAGCACACAAGCUGACCCAGUCUGAUAUUGGUGAGCGCUUAAACAGAUGUACUGGUGCAAGGUACGGUCAGAGCUAUAUCUCUCGGCUAGAGAGCAUGCAACUCAGCACUGCAAUUGUGCUGCGCAUGAAACCUUUGCUGAACAGACUGCUAGAUGAAACAGAGAAUGGAAUGUUCGCAGAAGGGCUGGAAAACAUGGAACUCUACCACCCUCCAACACGCAAGAAGAGCAAAAGUAACAGUGGAGGAAGCAAGUCACGCAAGUCCAAAACUCCCAACUAUCAGCGUGAGAUUGACGGUCAGGCACCCCCGCUCAAAACACCAUAUCAGAGAUCAGCAAGCGUGCCUGCGGGGAGCACGAACAUCGCUAACUGGAACUACCAAGUCCCACAUCACCACAAUCUUGGCAACAUGCCACCCACAACCUACCAGGAGCAAGGCAACAACUUCUUCAUCUCCGGCGUGCUGAGCUCCCUGAACCCUGGCGUCAUGACGACGCGCAGCGACACCGGUUCCUCCUGCAAGGUGAGCGACCCGAUGGAAGUUGCUCUAUCCCACUCCCAACUGUACAACCCCUACAGGAUGCCUGACCUUGUGGAACCCAAACACGAGGUUAUAGAGUUGAGUCCAGUGCAGCCGCGUCCACCUCACCCAUCACCUGCUGGUUUGUUGCCUGGUGACGAGAACAACAUGCAGCGUCACCAUGACAACAUGCGCCGUCCCGCGCAGCAGCAUGAUAACAUGCAUCACCAGAUGCCAACUACCACACAUUCCUUCAGUCCCAACCUACACGAGCUAACUGCCACCAUCAAGAAUGAACCCCAGAUAACCACCCUACAACCACCUCUAAAACCUGGCUGAUCGCCAGGACACGUGACCUAGUCACAUGCUCAGGACUCUGUUUCAGCUCGCUAGACUGAAAGUGAAAGUGAAAGAUAUUUACAGAGUGUUAUUACUCCCGCACCCUUUUUUUAAUCGUGGAAGGUACACAAGCUCAGGUGUGUGUAUAAGUGUGUGUGUUCACUGGCCGUACUAACACUGAUUUUAUUUUAAAAUCGUAAUAGGGGCUGCAGUGACUGUAUUGUUGAUGCGAUAUGAUGAUAAGAGCUGGUGACUGCGGCAGUAUUAUAAUGGUAUACAUUGGAACGAUGUUGUGUUGGAGUGUGUCACGUGACCGCCACCUACUGUGUAGUAUUGCACGUGACAUUAGAGAUGUGACCUUGGCAACACUGACACGGAUACAAUAUAAUCCCCCAUAAAUUAUUCUUUAUGGUCUUACUAGAUAUUUUCAAUAUAACCGUCCGAGGACGAGUCUUAUUUUCUUGAAUUUCAGUUUUGUUCGUUGAACGAUAUUAAAACUGCAGCCUUAGUGCUAAGGGUGGGCUCCGUUUUAAGUGGCUACUCCUGAAAUGGGUUAGUUAGUUUUGGGAUUCUGUUUUAGUUCGGUUUGAUCUUGCGACAAGUUAAAUAACUACAUAAUCGGUUCAAAGCAAUAUACUUUGCAGAUAUACACUUUGCAGAUAAAAUAGUUUGCAGACACAAUAUUGCACUAUUAAUCAUAAUUAUCUACAUUGCUCCUUGUACUUAAUACUAGUAAAGAAUUGACUAAAUUGUUGCUCUCGAACUGGCUUAAUCCUGGAAUCUCCAAACUGGCUAACCACAACUCGUGUGACCCAGUAAUUUUACAGCACCGUUAUUUCCUGAAAAGAGAUUAUUAUUCCGAUAUAUAUUAUCAUCGUCACGUUCAAGUGUGAUGUGUUGUGUUUAAACUUGUAACAUCUGGUUUGUGUGUUGCUUUGUCUACAACAUCAUUGAAUUGUUUUGCAUUAAUUUAUUAACAAGUUUUAAGGAAUUUUUGGUGAUCACCUUCGAGUCCAAGAUCUGAGAUCUGAAAUUUAUGUUUCCUCACUGUGACAUUGUGACAAAAUUUAGCUGGUAAUUUUGGGUAAAUACGUUGUUAAAGCAUGAGUUCCUUCAGCUCCAUCGGAUCGAUUAUUUAAAAGAUAUUUUAUAAUGGAGUGUGUGUGCAAGCUAAGUGUACGAUACACUGCAACGUAUCGCUCUUUAAUACUGCUGAUAGUGUCUAAUGAUAUGUGUGCGAGAUGAUGGCGAGUUGUUCACAUGUAGGGGGCAGAUAACAUGCACUCUUCACACUCUCCAACUACACUCAGCUUCACAACCACCGACUACACGGCCACAGCUCAUUCCGGCUACAUUAUCAUGUUCAUUCCUGCUACAUUAUCAUGUUCAUUACUACAACAUUGUCAUGUUCAUUCCUGCUACAUUAUCAUGUUCAUUCCUGCUACAUUAUCAUGUUCAUUCCUGCUACAUUAUCAUGUUCAUUCCUGCUACAUUAUCAUGUUCAUGAUCAUAUUUCUGAAGUCAUAACUACGUUAAAUUAUAAAAGUGUUUACCGGUUCGAAAACUACUUUUUGGGAUGAUCGGAGGCUUUAAAUUUGGACGUUUUGGACUCGAAGAAAGAUAGUAAGUGUUGAAAGUUAUGAAUCUGGUUAUUGGUUACAUAAUGAUAACAAGGCAGUGGGUUUCGAGGCAAUAUUGUUUCCUGAUACUUAUUACAGCCUGAUUUACUGCAGUAUUUUUAAUCCCCCGAAUGUUUUAUCAGUGGACCACUAUUUUAAAAACUAUGUGAUUGCUUGAACUUUCUUUUAAAAAUUUUAGUUAUUGAUUUAAAGAAUUUUUUAUUUUGUAGGAAAAGUGUUGAACACACCAUAUUAAUUAAGACACUUUUUAUAGCUUUAUUAAGAUGCUAUUUCUAAAGAAAUAUUUCUUUUCUGAGAAAAUUUAUUUUAUUACAAAAUGCUAAUUCGCAAGUUUGAUCACUAAUGAUAAUGUCCAUCUUAAAUUAUGGUACAGUGUUACCACCACAGUACUGCAUGCAGAUAUAUAUUGUAAUAAUACACUAUUGGAUUGGUCAACCUGACUUCAGCAGGGAAAUUAAUCUCUUGCAAAUAAAGAUAUUUUUGAAAGUUUGACCUAUCUACAAGAUGUAUUACCUCUGGAGUACGAGUUUACAUAUACAUACAAACAUUAAGAGUCACGACCUUUGAUUUUUCAAAGGAGGCCCGGUUACAGUUAUAUUCAAGUCAUUUAAUUGGCAACGGAAGUUUGGUAAUCGGGCGUAGAAUGUAAGCAAUUGCUACAACUCUUCAGCAGCUUGUUAUAUCGUGACUUGUUCCAUUUUUAGCAGCAUUCCAAUGUUAAUUUCUUUUAUA